Messenger RNA from Dreissena polymorpha, 2128 nucleotides. RefSeq names its product neuroguidin-like. The transcript has 13 exons. The coding region runs from base 80 to 1000 and encodes 306 amino acids. Gene Ontology annotation, cellular component: nucleolus; small-subunit processome. The record is from RefSeq and is a predicted model, not a curated record. Gene Ontology annotation, biological process: maturation of SSU-rRNA from tricistronic rRNA transcript (SSU-rRNA, 5.8S rRNA, LSU-rRNA). NCBI's taxonomy places the organism in Eukaryota, Metazoa, Mollusca, Bivalvia, Myida, Dreissenidae.
UGAUUUCUCCCGUAGCAAGAAAACUUCCGGAAAAAUGGGUCCAACGUGUUUUAACUAAUUUAACUUAUUUGUAUUGAUUAUGGAUGGUGACCUUGAGAAGGCCACUGCUUUGUUGCAGGACAUUCAAGCUAAAUGUCAAGACUCCACUAAUCAUGUCAAUGAUCUCUGCAAACGAGCCGUGGCUUGGGAGUUCAACACAUCCAAGGGAAUCAGUUUCCUGGAGGUGAAGUAUCAGAUGUUGCUAAGCUACCUCGUCAACCUCACGUAUCUCAUGUUACGGAAGGCCGGUGGGCAGAGUAUCCAUGGAGACGAGACUGUUCUCAGACUGGUUGAGAUAAGAACUGUAUUGGAAAAGAUGCGACCAAUUGAUCAGAAGUUGAAAUAUCAGGUGGAUAAGGUAGUAAGGCUGGCUGCAACUGGUGGGGCAGCCUCAGAUGACCCAAUGAGAUUCAAGGCCAACCCUGACAGUCUCGAAAGCAAGCUUGCGAGUGACUCGGAGGAAGGCAGUGACUCGGAAGACGAUGACGACCAGUCCAGCAAGCUGUACAAGCCUCCCAAACUUGCUGCAGUGCAUUAUGACGGAGAUGAGACAGUAUUGGAGAAGAAACAGAAGCAGGUGGAGAGUCAGAGGAAGAGGGCCCUGAGUAGCGCAAUCCUGCAGGACCUCAAGGAGCAGUACCAUGAUGGGCCCACCGAAAUACGGGAAGCUAAAGACAUGCACCGGUUGAAGGCAACUAAAAUGAUGAUGGAAAAAGAAAGAUAUGAGGAAGACAACUUCAUGAGGUUACCGAUGUCAAAGAAAGAAAGGCAAAACCAGAAGCAGUUAGCGGGCAUGUCAUCCCUGAACUCUGUGACCUAUUUCGGCAGUUUCAAUCCCCUGGACCUGGAAGAAGGUGGUGGUGAGGGAUUUUCAAACAAAAGAAGAAAAAUGGAUAAGAGCAAAGGAAAGAGUAAAAAGGGAGGAAAGAAGAAAGGAUUUAAGAAAAAGCGUAGGCACUGAAGAGAGUUGGUUUAUUGAUAUCAGUGAACUAGAGAACAGAUUGAUACCAAGACAGUUGGUAUGGGACAUGGUGGUUAAGGACACUUCGAAUAUCUUUAAAAGAAAUACUAUUGUUAUGUUGUACAUCCAUUUAUUUUUGAAGACAUGAAAUUUCAUCGAAUCAUAAAGCUGUCAUAUUUCUUUCCAAAUUAAGUUUAUGGAUGUGUUUAUAACAUCUGAUAUAAGACUUUGGCCUUAUCUGAUAUAAGACUUUGGCCUUGAAUGUUCGUUGGGCAUUUGAUUUCUUGGUUCAGAGGACCAACUCAAGUCCUCAUAAAUUAGUACAACACAACAUGGCUAUAAAUGAGCUCAGAAUAUAAAGCGUGGAUCCGUUUAUAACAUGGUCUUCUGGCUUGGAACACUUCAUCCUCUUUAUAUUAGAGUUACAGUGUAUUUUGCAAAUAAUAUUUGUUUCACAAAAAUUCUGAUCCAACUCUCCUGUCAAAUUUACCCAUGCCUACCAUUCUAAACAUUUGACCAUGAAACAUUUUGUCUAGGUAAAACAUCUUAUUAAAUCUAUUUAUUCAAGAGGAAGCAAGGCUUUAAAGAAGUUAGGUAGAGAAAAAUCUGUUGUUUUCAUUCUGGAAAUAGCACUAUAAGUGAAAGAAUUUUCAUAAAGCCUGAUGAUAAUGUAAAUUAUUUGUGUUAUCACUUUAUUUGGUCUACAAUCAUCAUGAAGUAGAACAACCCAGGGUAUCAUUGAGUUGUUUUUUUCGUGGCUGAAAAGGAAAUUUGUAUUGUAAAAUGCACACAUGAUUUAAAGGCUUGACUGUGUACUUCACAGUUUUGCUAACCUGUUGCCAGUUUCUGGUUCUUAAGUCCAUAUUAUGUUAAGUUUAUUUAGUUUCUUCCUGUUUUCAUUGUCAUUGCAUAUAUAGGGACAAAGCAUUGUUUGUUUUAUAUAUGACAAGCACUUCAAUUAGUUUCUCUUAUGUUGAUGACUCAAGAACAUAGAAAGAUUGCUACGGGAAUUGAUAUUGUUAUGUUUUGCUGAUGAUAAUUUUAGUGCAAAGAACUAAGAUUUAAUUGAUCUUUACUUACGAACUGUCACUUAAGAAAUACUUUAAAAUAUAAUACAACGAUAAAGUA